This is a messenger RNA of Drosophila montana, 3443 nucleotides long. It is a transcript of the gene Lrpprc2, whose product is annotated as Leucine-rich pentatricopeptide repeat containing 2. Gene Ontology annotation, molecular function: mRNA 3'-UTR binding; protein binding. The coding region runs from base 92 to 3346 and encodes 1084 amino acids. The record is from RefSeq and is a predicted model, not a curated record. The transcript has 2 exons. NCBI's taxonomy places the organism in Eukaryota, Metazoa, Arthropoda, Insecta, Diptera, Drosophilidae. Gene Ontology annotation, biological process: regulation of mitochondrial translation. Gene Ontology annotation, cellular component: mitochondrion; nucleus.
UUAUUUGCUGUUUUGCCGGCGCGCGUGUUGUUCUCGUGCCACAGUUUGUUUUUGUUGAAAGAUCUGGUGAUCCAGCGCCUUGGCUAGUGCCAUGUUGCGUACGCGUUUAUUGCGACACGUGUGCCUGCGUCUUCCACUGCGAUGCGUUGCACUUGGGGCUGCUGCUGCGGUGCCAGCGGCACAUGGAAGUCUCCAUUAUGCAACGCCAAUAACCAGCAGGAGAGGAAUGCCGGCGCUGCUGCCAGUUGCGAGUAGCUACACGACAAUGGCAGCCGCAGCAGGAACAAAAGCAGCAUCCACAAACAAGAAGCGCUCGCGAAAAGGCAGCGACGGCAUCUCAACUAUGUCCAGCAUCGAGGAUUUGUGGUCGCAGCUGGAGCAGCACUAUCAGCAGCACAGUGUGCUCCGCUAUGAGCACUGCGAACGCGUCCUGGAGCUACUGGAGGCCAAUCGUAGCGGGGAGCGGCCGGGACUUACCUCCGGGCAACUGCAUUUUCUGCUGGGCGCCUGUGUUCCGGAGCUGCUACCCGUGCAGAGCAGCAGCGAGCGCCUGGAGCUGUUUCGGCGCCUGUGGACGCAGCUGCUCAAAGUGGAGCAGCCCACGGUGUCGCACUAUCACACGCAGCUGCAGAUGCUGCACCAGAACCAGCUGCCGUUACCCGAUCAUCGGGCACUGCUCGCUGAGAUUGCCAUCUACAAUGGCCCAGCGGAUGCGGCACUGUACAGCGCUCUGCUGGACGUGGCCGGUGCCAGUGGCAACAUGCGUCAGGCCACUGAACUGAUAAGUGAGAUGCGCGAGCGCAGCUUUCCACUCUCUGAGCGCAACUUUCAUGCCCUGCUGUUGGCUCAUGCGCGCAAUGGAGACUUGCCCGGCGCGGAGGCGGUCCUCAACAGCAUGCGAGCGGCGGGCAUUACACCCACGUUGAGCACCCAGGCCCUGUGCUUUGUCGCCUAUGUGGAAAACGCUGAGCUGAGCAAGGCGGGCGAAUUGCUCAAGCAGCACGCAGGCAGCUUCAAUGCGCCGCAGCUGCUGCAAAUGCUGCGCGCCGUGCUGAGCCAGAUGAAGGUGGACGAGAACUUAAUGCAGCAGCUGAUGGCUGAACUGCCAUCGGAGUACGUGGAUGGCGUGGAUGUGCCGCCGGCAAUAAACAGCCUCUGCAUCCAGCUGCUGCACAAGGGGCAGGCAGAGCUAAUGAUUCAGCUGAUUGCCCUGCUGCCGGCACCCAAGUACAACGAGAACCAAAACAUCGAUGGCUUUGCGGCGUUGUUGCUGCAGGAACUGUUCCGGGCGCGCACACCGCUCAACCAGAUGAUUCAGUUUGCCACCCAGUUGCGCCAGCGGGGUCAGAACAUACGCGCCUUGGAGGUGCUCGCAGAGCUGGCAUUGCGCCGCCAACCGGCCAUUGCAUUGAACUGUCUGGAGGCACUGAAUGCCGCCGGCGAGCCACUGCGUCCGCACUACUUUUGGCCGCUGCUGCUGCAGCAGCACAAGCGCGAGGGCGAGAGCGGCGUGCUCCGUCUGUUGGGCGAUAUGCAGCGCCUGGGCGUGGAGUGUGACGAGCAAACGCUGCGUCUCUAUGUGCUGCCCCAUCUGUGGCAGACGCUGCAGCAGCCGCUGCAGGCACUGCAGCAACUCGACGCCGUGGGCGUGCGUGCCUCCCAGUCGCUGGUGCAUGUGCUUGCCCAGCAAUUGCAGCACCAGCAAGUGAGUGAAGCGCUGGAGCUGCUUCAGCGUUAUCCGACGCGAGUUCAGCCUUCGCUACUGCUCCAGCCACUGGCAGCGCUGGCCGUGCACAUGCGGGCCACCAAGCGCUACGAACUGUUCGCCCAGCUGACGCAGGCACUGCAGCAGCGGUCGCUGCAGCGCCAGGAGGAUUUCGUUGGUUCGCUGCUGCUGCAAAUGUGCGCACCACAGACGCGUCUGCGCCAGGAGCCGGCUGCCUUAUUGCGAUUCGUUCACGAACUGCAUCGCCUGCAGCUGCAGCUGUCGCCGGCAGCGGCCGAGUCGCUGCUCAGCUUGUCGAGCAACGGCGAUGCAGACACCCGCCAAACGCUGGCCCAAACGCUGCAGAAAAUGCGCAAUCCCGAGUUGACGCUGCCCGCGGACAUAGCUGCCGCGGCUGGCGGCUUCAUCAAGCAUCCGCGCGACAUGUCGCUGGACGAGCUGGAGUGUCAUCUGGUUGAGCUUGAGGCCAAGCAGCUGAACACACGCGGAGUCCUGCGGCGCCUGCUGCAGCUGAGCGUGCGCGAUGGUCGCCUCGAGCGCGCCCUCGAACUGGUGGCCAAAUGCGAGGCGCUGCACGUCCAAACCAGCCCCGGCAUGCUAGCAUCCAUCCUCGACCUGCACAUUAAGCUGAAGAAUCUGCCGCGCGCUCAGCAGAGCUUGCAACGAUUGCAGACAACCUAUCCAGGCUUCCUGGUGGAUGAGCAUAAGCUGAUUGACUACGCGGCUCUGCUGGUGGCGGAGGGACAACUGGAUGCGGCCAAAGAGCUGUUGCAGAAGCGCUCCGAGCAGCACAAGAUCACUGGCGGCGACUAUGUCAUCAAGAAUGUCUGGCAGCUGCUCACUAAUGUCGCACAAAUGGCAGCCAAGGAAUCGUCAGCAGCAUCCGCAACCACGCCUGAGUCCGCUGGUCGCAGUCUCACGCUUGAAACGUUUCAGUUCCUGCGCAAGCUUGGCUAUUGCCAGUCGCACAAUGCGCUCCUGGGUCCCGUGGUGCGCGAGUGGCUCCUUCGCGGUGAUAUGGACGGUGCGGUGGCAGAGUUCCAGCGCCUGGCCACACGCCACAAUCACACGCCGCUGCAGUUCGAGCUGCUGUCGCUGCUGGUGAAGCUGAGCAACGGCGACGCAACGGAGCUGGCACGGUUUUCGGGCACAACGAAAGAGUCGGCACAGCAGCAUUUGGUCACGGUUACAUCGACGGUCAGUCGCGUCCAUGGCGCAGCCAACAUGAACAGCGCCCUGCUCCUGGCGCUGGCCGAGUCCGGCACUGAGACGCAGCUGCGCCGGCUCAUUAUCAAUCCGGAGUUCCGGCUCAAUCACGACCUGCUGCUCAAGAACUGUGAGCACUUGGGCCAGGAGGGCGCUGUGCGCACACUGCUCCGCUUGGCGCGUGGCGUCCGUGGUCUGCAGCGGACCAUCGACGAGCAGCGCAUUUACGACAUGCUGCUGGCCCAGUUCGCCAAGACCAACAACUACGAGGGCGCCUUGGACCUCUACGAGCGCCUGCAGGCCGACGACGAACUGAAGGUAUCACAGGAGUUCAUCCGAAAUCUGGUGAAGCUUUUGCAGCUGAACAACGUAGAGAUUCCCAGCAGCAUUGCGAUGCGUGCUCAGAUUAGAUAGGAACACAUUUUUAUAUACAUACAUAAUAUAAACUUGAUUUCUGUUAUUGUUUAUCUCUUGUAUGCAACAUAAGUAAAUUAACACUUAAUAUUUAUAA